CAGAGGCUCCACCCUUCAGCCCCUGAUGACGACAGCAGCGGAUGAACCCUCUCAUUGGGAAUGGACAAGAGGAUACUGCAUGAUGCCACUGAUUUGUAGUCUCCAAGGCAACAAAAUGACAAUCUUACCUCCUCUUGAAUGGCAAAAAAGCACACUGAUUCGCCUGUUAGGUAAUCCGUGACAUUUAUCCAAAUGAGGGGAGGAGGGAGGGAGACAGCUCCUCUGCACGGACUCAUUCACAAAUAUAUUCAAGGACAAGUCAAUGUCUGCAGAAUUUACGAGCAAUGCUUUCUACUCCUGUAUAACUUUCUUUUUAUUUCUCUUUAUUAAAAGCAUGAGGAGAUUUCCAUACAUGCUUUAACUGCAGAUUGUUAAAAUAAUUUCUAAGAAUGUCCUUAAAGUGGAUCUGACCCUUGUUAAGUAUGACCAGGACCUUUAUGACUGUCGACCCCUACCCCUCAAAUAAAGCACUGCUAUUUUCCCCCUCAUAACUUGCUCUGUAUCUUUAGUUCAGUUUAGUAAGGUGCACAAGAGGAGUCAAGUUUUGAGGGCAUGUCGUGAAAUGCCAGUAAACCUCUUCUGCCACCUUCUGGUCAACCAAGGAUAAGACCCAAACGGUCUUAUUCUUGCCAACAAACAGGUAGUGGUAUAAUUUUCUUCAUAGAAAUGGUGAAGUAUGCUGUGGUUUUGUAACUGUAAUAAAACAACAUUCAAAUGCAGUACACAGCUUCAGCAAAUCCAACAGCCUGACCUUCAUUGAAAUCCCUGCAGCAGAUGGCCUACAUGCCCUGCAGAAGUGAACACAGUCUGAAUUUGAUUUUUUAAAUGUUACAUGAAUUUUUAUUUUCUAAACAGCAUCUAAAAAUCAAGUCAUUCACCAAUUUUUUAAUAUACUUAAAGAGAUGGAGUAUUGUGCUAACCAACAUAACUUAUAAUCCAUUUGAAAGUUUGGUCACAGAUUGAUGCACAAGUCUCUCAAAUUCACUGAUUAGUAAGGGUACUGACAUUUAAAAGGAGAUUUUAGGUCUGAAGUGUUUGUUAAACAGGGGGACACUUAAAGUACAGCGAGUAACAUUUACGGAUGUUACUCUAAUUUAGUUGCUUUUUGGUACUACUUUUUAAAAUGAGUAGACCUACCUUUACUUUUACUUCAGUACUUUCUUUCCACAUUUUAUUAAGCAUCAAGUACUCAGGACUUUGGGUUCAUUUUAAAUUAUGUACUUUCACUUGCGUAGAUUAACUGACAAAUACGAGGCACAUUUGAAUAAUUUUCAUUGAAGUACCUGCCAAAAAGGACCAGGUAUACAGUACAUCUUAGCAGAGUUUUAGGCCCCUGGCACUUCUGACUGGGAGAUCGAAGUCUGCAGCCUUGCAAAAUUUCUAGAUGAUCUGGUCAGGGAAGCUGCGGAGCUGUUUGGGGACUGAAAACUGCAAUGUGCACCUCAAGAAAAAACAACAUAUCAAUAAGUAAGUUGCACUUUCCUCCAUAUGUCUGACGUAAGAGAACAUUUUUGACAUCGGUUCAUGUUUGCUCUGAUUUGUGAUACAUCUCCUGUGCUUGAGGUGAAAAUCUGAAGGAAGAGCAAAGGGGUGGCCUGUACAGUACUGCGGCCCUGGAUAAGCUAACUGACAGCACUGGACAUAAAAUCUAUAGAGGUGAGAUGCUACAAAGAAGAGUAAAACCAAAGGGGCUGUUGAGGAACUCUCUGAGCUACAGUCAGAAAGCUGGAGCAGGCUGUCAGGAUAUUGAUCAACAUACAUUUCAUGCAGUGGUGAUCAAUGACUCUAAAUGCCAGGUUGGAAACACUGUGAGCUCAGUUGGUAUCACUGAACAUCUCAACAAAUUUAAAUAUCAGGGAAAAAUCUUUAGGUAAACAUUCAUAUAUUUUUAUGUCUGUUGCAUGUAGAUGAGAUAAAUCAGACCAUGUUUUGUUGAAAUUUUGUUGACUACAGACUACUCAUGAAAAUCAAAUACAGAUCAUAAACUUUUACAAUAUCAAUCAAAAGAGGAUUUAAACUACCCAAGUACCCAGCUCCUCGGUAGUGUCUUUAUGUGUAUACUUAAAACUCAGCCGGGGUGCCUUAACCAUGAUUUUUUUUCCAAAAUUACUUCUCUCUUAAUUUCAACAUGGUUAAGGCCUAGUGACCGAAUAAGUUUUCUAUUCCGAGUUAAUAUCUCCAUCAACAAAAGUAAAGAAACUAAAAUUCAAGGAGCAGUAAAACUCUUCAUUAUCAUUUUCUCUUAUGGGCAGUUGUGUCUGACUGUGGCCUCUUAAAGGGAAAAUGUGCAUUACAAAAAUAGCUUUUAUUUUGAGCCAAUGACACAAAAUGACCACAAGAUGUCACUGGUGUAUACAGCAUGUAUUGCCAGGAUGAAUUGUUUGGAGUGCAGUUAAUAAAAUGAGAUUGAACUGAAAUAAAUCACCACUGCACCUGGCACAAACUAAUAUAAAUGCCCAGUAAUGUUAGAAUAAUGUUCCUUGACAUGAAAUUAUAAAGUACCGUAGUUGGGGAUUUUAUCAUCGACUGUAUAUUUGAUUAUCAGAAGAUCCAGAAUCCAAUCCUGAAUGGCCUACAGGUUUUUACAGGUAUGACUUUUUUUCACUUUUACCUUCGAUAGUACAGCAAGACAAUGACAAACCAUGAUCUGCAUGUAUUGAAAUGGCAUCACUGAAGCACAGGGAUCCAGGUGUUAAACUGUCCUAAACAAAGUCCUGACUUGUUACCACUAUGAAACAAAAUGAUAUGGCACAAGAAACCCCAAGCUCGACAAGCACGAGUUGGACCUUCAAAACACCAGAAACCGGUCUCUUUGGUUUCCAAAUGUUUACAGGGUUUUUUAAGAAGGUGUGAUGCACCACAACGGUUAACAAACCCAAACCCCAACACUUUUUGAGACUUGAAGUUAAAAAUUUUCCAAACUUCAAAAUAAUUUACCUAAAGUAUUUGACAUGCUGCCUGUUCACUAUUUUCAGUUACACAGUAUAGGGUCUUUUUUGGGGAAAUAGCGACCUCCUCUGUUCAUUCUGAGGACUGUGAAGGGCAGACCAGCUGCUUUGGCCAGUGCUCCACAUAAACAGCUGCACAUCUGGGCAGGCAGAGAUGCCUCGGGGGAGCAGAGGGGAGGCUGAGGACCGACUGCACAACGUGCAAAUGAACGAGGCCCUGAAGGGGACGGCAGUCGACAAGCACCCGUUGCACUUUUGGCCGCAUUUCGAAAUAGGCCUAAUUUUUUUUUCUCCUCGCAGUCUGAAAAAGUCAGAUGUCUUCCAGCAGAGCAGUUUCAUUCUUGUUGUGGUCAUUGUUCUUUACUGCUUUUGCUGAUGAAUUAAAGGAAACAAUAAGAAGUAUGUAUUGUUCUCCAGGGUUACACGGGUGAAUUUAUUAUCCUAGUUUAAACAGAUGUCGUCGAGGCACCAUGCACAAAAAAAGCCCAAUGAAAAUAAUCCUCACUUAGCGCUCUGCAGAAGGGCUCAGUAUCACAUGCAGGAAGUAUGUUUUCACAGAGAUCUGGAGUGUUUCCAUGUUCUCACUGUUUUUUUUCUUGCAUGUGUUUAUGUCUAUUAGUGUAAGCAUAUGCAGGCCCACAGGUUUAUCCUGUGUGGGGACAUUGGUGUGUAUUUCUUUUCCUUAUGUACGCGUGUGUGUAUGUGCAUGUGUGUUGCUGAGGGACAUCUGAUCCCUGGGCUCGCCGCACGCCACGCUUGCUCGCUUGCAGGUGGUCUGUCCACACUCGGGGGUUGAGCAGAUUUAAUAUUUCAUAGGAGCGCAGUACACCCCUGGACGCCAUCAUGGCCGGCCGGAAAGCUGCUUUGUGAACACUCAGCUGAAAAAUGCGGCCUGCCAGCCCCCUCUCCUCCAUGCUGCUCGAUGUCUUGCUGGGCCUCACAAUUAAAAAGCCAACCACAGCUACAGAUGUUGGCAGCUGUCUUUAACCCUUGAGAUGCCACGUUGCAGACCCAGUCGGCCAUUUAAGCGUCAAAAUAAGCUUAAAGAAAAGUACAGUUGCUACAUAUUUAGCUGGUACUUUAAUUUGUCUGAUCAAGAAGAGGUUAUACGUCAAAAUAAGGCGGGAAGACAAAUAUGGCGCAAAGACAGCUGCAAAGGCUGACUGUGGCAGUUUAUUUUGAAAGGUUCCAGGCCAAGUACUCUAGCUCCUCCACUUUUAAUGCCUCCCCCAUCCUUAUGCACCAUAUAAACAGGAAACCAAAAAGUGUUUAUGACCUCCUUUGCAGAGUCCAGUGUUUAGGUUGAUGAAAUUUAGGGCGCAGGUCAAAAUUUCAUCCACCAAACCUCUCUUGUUGCAUGUUUGCCAUCACAUGCGUUCGGUGCGGUUGGACUUGAGCCAAAGUGAACAUAGGGGACCCCACCAGAACCGUUUUUCAACAAGGUCAAACCCGAUUUAGAUUUGGAAACCAAAGCCAAAGCAGGGCAUCUUGAAGCUGUUAGGAAAGUAUUCUAGAUCUUAAACAGACUUGGGGGACUGUGUACAUCUCCCUAAUUGCACAUGUCAAUUUAUGUACGGGAACUUGGUUUAGUAAACUCCAUUACCUCCCCACCCUCACCCCCACCCACCCUCCUUACUCACUCUUUUGGUUUAGACUGCCACUGUUACACACUGUCUGUGUCAUACACCCAUGAAACGUCCAAAAUAAAGAAGUGCUAGGCUUAAACACCGUAACCAAUGUGCUUACAUAGAUGCACAGAGCAUCUACUGACAGUUAGCCACUGAGACAAACCAUGUCAGUUCACAGCUUGACAGCUUGUUAAUGUUGUGUGACUUCUCCUGCAACAAAGGAUGCAUAGCAGAAACGCAAGACUGCAUGUAAUUAAUCCGAUCCCGGCAAUAACUCUCUCAAAUAUUUACUGUUCCUCACUGUCCUCGGUGAGGGAGACAAACGCAGAGCUCCACACAGACCCCACACAACCAUGAGGGUUCAGAGUCUCCGGCCAAGCAGGUGAAGAAUGUUGUUGUGCACUUUUUGGACCUUCAGGGCCAAUAUAAUGUUCUAACACGCUGAUCAUAACCCUGUAGGGAUCUAAGUACAACAACGCUGUCAUCACCUGCGUCGUGAGAUUGAGGGUUGAUGGUGUGACACAACUGAGCAGCAUCCAUGGGAGACUGGAUAGGCAAACACAGCAUGGAGGCCUUUCUUCUUUAGUCAUUUUCUACUAUUUUUCCAAAGUGAACAUUGAGGAAAUUAUGUUUUAACUCAUUUGAACCCUUAGUUUUUCAUAUGUAAGCUGACAGGACAGUUAAAAGUUGCUCUGUCUGUUCACGCAAGAUAUAAAACUUUAAAGCGUAUACCUUUGCCACAGUGGAGUUGAUUUAUUUUGCCGUAGCCUCACAGCCAGAGUUGAACUGGAGUCUGACUUUGAUUUUAUGAAUUCAAGACUUCACAAACAAACUAGCACCCCACAAGCUAACUAAGUCAACAAAACACUACAUUUUUUUGUGUGGAUUAUUUUCAGGGAUGUCCCAAUCUCUACUUUCAGGUCAGAUACAUAUAUUUGGAUUGGUCACUUACCCCAGCGUCUCACCCUGGUCACUAACCCCAGCUGUCAUUGAACGUGAUUUGCAGCAGAACUCAAACACAUGCCCACUGUUCUGGGUUUGCAUAGCUGUAUACUGAAUUAGAAAAGCAGACGUGAUAAACAUGAUACUGCGCCUCCAGAGCCACACUUAACCAAAAUCAGGACCGUCUGUUACAUUUGCAUCGCAUUAGCAUUAGCAACCCCAUGGCUAAAAUGUCAGCAGUGUGGAAAUAUUUUUAAGCUUGGAAGUGAAAACAGUCUGAUAGCCACUAGCGAUGUAUGCCAUACGAUCGCUUUUUGAGGUGGUGGAAGUAGAGCUGUGUUCAAUACUACCAGAUUGAAAGCUAAAAAAACGAAAUAUGUAAUAUUAUACAAGAAGAAUAAAUAUCCCGGAGAGAAAGACAAGGCCAAAAAAAGUUAAAAAGAAGGUGGUUGAAUGCAUUUCUUGGACCAUCUCUGAAGUGGAGUAUGCACUGGAUGCCUUGUCCACAUAGUUUUAGAUACAAGAGCUGUACAGCAAAGAUUGUGAGCACUUACAAGGUGACUGGAUGAGACCAACUGGACAUUUGGAGCUUUGACAUUCGUCUCGCGUCAUUACUGAGCCUCUAACCUCACUCAGGUGAUUCCUCCACUUUCCAGUUUAGGUGAUCCAGGUAAGUCAUAGUAAGGUAAGUGCUGCUUCUAUUUAGAUACAAACGGCUGCAAAUAAAUUGCUUUUAUAUUCAGGUGGUUAUGCACUCAUUUAAACAUGCUUAUAAAUAUUAAACUCAAUUUCUGCCAUGUCAAUUCUGCUACUUGCCAUUAAAUAUUACAGACUGUGCCUUUUCUCUGUAUUUUUCCCCCAUCAUUGUUUGUCCUUCAGUGGCCAAGUUUAAGCCGCCGACAGACAGAGGAGAAGCUAAACUUACUGCAUCCAAAUAAAAGUAUGAUGUAUGCUCAUGUGAUGUUGGUGCUCUGUUUGACCUUUACUCCAGCAAAAUAUUGACUAAACAUCGCAUAACUCACUCAACACUGACACUGGGGCUAAGAAGAAUAAGGCUUCACAUUAAAACAUCUAUUUUCAGCUCCUCUGCUCUUUUUUUGGGGGGGGGGGAUUUGGGUAAAUAGAUGUGUUUGAGAAGCAAUUAUCUAACCAACACUUCUAGUUUGAGGAUGAAAGUGAUGCAAAUCUCAGGAAUAAGGGACUUUUUAUCAUACAUGAUUGAAGGGGCGCAGAUGACUGAGUGGGUUUGCGCACCCCAUGUAUGAGGUCACGUGUCCGAGUCAGAAUUAAAGAAGAUACAUCUCCAUCCAGAAGAGAACUACUAAAACUCAUCUAAAGUACAGAUAUUUAACCCUCCUCCUGUGUUAGGGUCUAAACUGACCUGUUUUUGUUUUUAAAUGCUAAAAAGAACCACAUAAAUUUGCUUUUUUGCAUCAAGAAUUUUUGACUUUGUCAGGAACCUCUAUUUCAACAAAACAGAAAUAAAAAAUCUAAAUUGACUGAAUUAUAAAAUGCUCUUAUUAAAAUUAUGGCACGUGUCAUGUUAGGGUCGCUGUUGACCCGGUUAGAUCAAUAUCUAAUAAUUAGAGCAAAAAUAUAAUCACAAGUGCAUUGUCAGGAAACACACUGACAGUCAGAUCCUCUUCCAAUCAUGUGAGAUUUAGGAAAUUCUUAUUUUUCCAUGUUUAUCUCUGCACAAAAAACAACGUCGGGCAUGUCCAGACAUGUGAGAUCAGUUCAGUAUAGAUGUCUGUAUGAGGGGUAUACUGACAAAGAAAGGCCCAGAGGCCCACAACGAAAAAUAUUAUAAUUAAUAUUUUCAUGGAUAAUGAAGCCUAACAAGGUAACCUGGAGAUGAGAACUAAAUUGAAUGAUAGAGAAUUGUUUUUAGUGUAAUUUACAGCUGAUUUACGUCACGGGUUGAAACCGACCUUUAACAUAGUGAGUGGGUAGUAAAAGCUAACACAGGAGGAAGGUUAAAACUGUAGGUGCACUGUUUAUGAAAGUAAUUCCUUUCUGAUGAAUUCACUUUAAAUCAGUGUGAAAUCAUGGCACUAAUUGAAGGAGAGGGUCCUUGUUGUGAGCCAUAAUAGUUUCAAACACUAGAGGGUAGCCUUUUCAAGCUGAAUUAGCCGUUUCCCACUCCACUGAGAUAAAGUUACCCUGCCCAACCAAAAAUAUUUCAAUAGAAGGUAGAUAGGGCCAUUAAAAUACCUCCUAAAGGUCACAGAAAGCCAACUUCAAGGUUUGUUGUCUCACCAGUUCUGAGUUACACCAAGAGGCGGUCGGGAUGCCUUAUGGGCCUAGCAGAGAGGGGGGUCCUGUCUUUCUACAGGUUCACAGAGAAAGAUGGCCGAGCAUGUUUGCUCAUGCCAUGGGACACAAUGUUUUCAGAGAAACAGCAGGAGCAAGGGUUGGAGGGCGGAGGACGUGGGGGGAGUAGAAGGAAGAAGGAGAAGGAGGAAGGAGGGGAAAGAACUCUGGAGGAGUCUGGUGGCCACAUGUCGCCGUUGCUGCUCUGUGCUUGGGUUUCGCAGGCUCUCGUGCUAAACAUUGAUGCAGAGGCUGGAAAUGAACACAGAGGUUGGGUGGUGGACUGGUGAGAACAAAGAUUCAGGCAAGACUGUCCUCUUCCUCAGAAUUCAUCUGUCUUGUUUUGUCCUGGCAGCUCUGAAGCACAACUUCCAACAGCAACCAGAUAAAGGACUGAACUCAAAUAAUCCAGACCAGGAGCAGGAGAUUAGUCCUAAAUAUCAGCACCACCCCCAGUAAGGAUGGGGACCGUUUUAGUCUUAUUGAGACAAUUCAAAGUCUGAUCUGAUUACUAACCGACAAGGGAUACUUUUCUAUGAAUUAAGAGAACGACAUGAAGUCAUUUUUUGAUAUUAUUUUUUAAUUAUUUUUCAAAUGAGUUGAGCAAAGUCUGAGUUGACUUUUUCAAUUUUUCAAUUUUGGCUGAUUUCAUCCUGAUGAAAAUAUCCCGUCUUCCUUUCAUCAGACUAUGAAAACAUCACUCAACUAAAUCUUCUCUAUAGUGUAAAGAAACUAUUUUGCAGUGUCUGCAAGGGGCGCACACUCCCACCCUGCAGCAGUGGUUUCAGACAUCAAUAAUCAAUAAGAGAUUAGAUUGAACUUUAUUGAUCCUUUUGAGAAGGUUUCCUCACAGGAAGUGGUCAAUCUUAGUGCUGAUGGUCUCCUUUGCUUUUGUAGCCAAUAAAGAUGCAACUCGAUUUAUUACAGCCUGUUUUUAACUAAAUAAAAUCUCUGCACAGGAGCUCUAAACUGUUUCACAGCUUCUCAGUUGCAGAGUUUAAGGGUUUUUUUUUUCUGUCUUUGUGAGGAUUCCCAAAAAUAUUCCUCACAACCUUCAAAAUAAAAGACCUCUCUAAAAAUGUACAUUCCUUAAAAACACUUGAAUUUUGACUUUUGCUGCUUUGUCUCAGUGUCAAAAUGAAGAGUUUUUCUUUGAACACUGUUACAACAUGUUUGAUGUUUUCUCAACUUGACCAACCCCGUGUUGCCUUGCUGCGAGCAGACAUAUUAGUGUCAGAGACACCCAGAGCUAUGUCACAUUACCACACAGUAAAACAGGUUAAAGAGGACCUUAAUUGCUUGCUUGCUGUCCUUUGAAAAGCUCUGUUUUCCUUGGAAGAAAACGUUCCUAAAGCAGACGAGCCGAGGUCGGAGCAGAAGGAGAGAGCCACAUCAAACGAGGAGAGUGCAUGAAUCUGUCAGCGAUGAAGGGCUAUUACUACAGUAGCAGCACCCUGCCUCAGGGAAUGUGCUGUCAGCUUCCUCAUUAAAACACUGACCUGGACAGGAGAGAGCCUCGGGGUAGCUCACAUUUUCAGGUUGACUCCUUCGCUUUUGCAAAAAAAAAAUCCAGUGCGCUCAGAAAAAUGCUGUAUUUUAAUGUUAGAAUGUGCACAUGUGUGCGAGGGAUAAACAACAUGUGUGCAUGUGUGUGUUCGCAUCCUGUCUGCCCAAUUAGAAACACAAACACAUCAGAUCUUAAACAAGCUUACCACAUCCAACUUCUGCGAGCAAUUAGAAAAGCAUCAACACCAUUACGCAGCGACUCUGACACGCUAUGCCUAAACCCGUCACCUCUCCCAGUGAGUAAACACACACAUUGGUGAUAAAGCUAAUGUGGCUCUGGCUAAACGGGCCUCAUGAGGAGUGAAAUGGAGUGAUCAAUCUCCAUCACGGCUAACCAGGCAUCGGUGUGUCUGGCCUGGGGACAGGGGAACCACCGCAGAGGUUGUGCAGAAGUUAGUGAACCUGUCUGUCUCCUGUCAGACUGCUGUCACACACACAUAAAGCCAAGCAUCAAUACGCAGCGGCCUUUUCCCUUGUUUUCCCGGCCUAUACGCACUCAAUGCACAUGUUUUGAUUGCUGACGGCCAUGUCAGGAGUCAAGUAGAGCCUCUUAAAAUGUGGCCUGGGGGCAAGGGUCAUCCGCUAAUGAGUAAAAGCUUUUUUUUCCCCUUUGUUGGCAAGGAGGGAGUAAGGAAAUGUGCUCACUAGGUGGUAGAGAGGUGAGGAGGGGGAGGGAGGGGGGAGAGAACGUGUGAAGGGAUGGGUAGUGGCAGGGGAGAGGAAGGGUGAAAGGGCCGAGCGGGUGGGGGGAAGGGGGUGUCAGGAAGUGGAGCAAGAGGGGAGGCAAGAGGUGAGGUCUCAGGUGAGA
Molecule: messenger RNA, 10205 nt
Organism: Xyrichtys novacula (pearly razorfish)
Lineage: Eukaryota; Metazoa; Chordata; Actinopteri; Labriformes; Labridae
Source: the annotation of a GenBank genome assembly